GUGGUUUCUUGCGUCAUCAUUUUAUGCUGCUUCCUGCGUGCCGAUGCAGAGUGAAGGGUGGAAGGAAAAAAAAAAAAACCAAAUAUGUCCUUGUACGUUAACGUAUGAACUCGGAAGCAGCCAACAACAUGCACUGAGGUAAAGGAAACUGGAGCAGCAGCAGCAGCAGCAGUUGGAGUACGGUCAAAUCUGUUCAGAGGAGCACGACCUCUACAAAGUCACUGUCAUGUUAGCAGAGUUGGUCAACUCAUCGUCCAGAAAGUUAGAGUGAAAGUCGCAAGCUUGAGCAGCUCCAGGUCGUCGAGCCGGUCUGAAUGUGAGGUGGAAACAGCAAACAGGAAGAGAUGCGGAGAGUCCGGAGAAGAGGGGGGAACAAAGACAAGGUGUUUGGAUGUGAUCUGCUGGAGCACUUGAACGCCUCCUCCCAAGAGAUCCCUCAGGUGUUACGAUGCUGCAGUGAAUUUGUGGAGCAUCAUGGCAUCGUGGAUGGAAUCUACAGGUUGUCUGGAGUGUCGUCCAACAUACAGAAACUAAGGGGUGAGUUUGAGGGAGACGGGACUCCAGAUCUGAACAAGGAUCUGUACCUGCAGGACAUCCACUGUGUCAGCUCUCUCUGUAAAGCUUAUUUCAGAGAACUGCCAAACCCUCUGCUCACCUACCAGCUGUAUGACAAGUUUGCUGAGGCUGUUGCCAUCCAGCUGGAGGAGGAGAGACUGGUGAAGAUCAGAGAUGUGCUGAAAGAACUGCCAACGCUACAUUACAGGACUCUGGAGUUCCUGAUGCGUCAUCUCGUCAGAAUGGCCUCAUACUCCUCAGAGACCAACAUGCAUGCCAGGAACCUGGCCAUUGUCUGGGCCCCCAACCUGCUCAGGUCAAAGGACAUCGAGGCCACUGGGUUUAAUGGUACGGCAGCCUUCAUGGAGGUCAGAGUUCAGUCCAUUGUGGUGGAGUUCAUACUCACACACGUCCCUCAGCUGUUUCCUGAACAAGGUGUACCCAGUGAGAGGAGGAAGUCCCUCCCCUCACCAACCCCAGCAGCCAAUCAGGACGAACCAUUUUUCAAGCAUCCUGUCAACUUUGGAAACAUCAGUCCAGGGGAUGGUCCUCUGCCCAUAAGACCCUACCAUGCAAUUAUUGAAGGCACAGACAAGAGGAAAGGAUCUCUCAAAGGCAGGAAGUGGAUGUCCAUAUUCAACAUCGGAGGACGAUUUCAUGACCCACGACGAAGACAGAAAAAUUCUUCUACUAAAGAGAAAGACAGGUCUGCUCUGAGACCGGCACGGAGCAUGGACUCCCUCAGUACGCAGUCAUAUCCCCAUGAAGGACCCAGGAAUCCUUCACAGCUUCCACCCUCUACCAACACGUCUCCCCUCAUCACCCCCUCCCCACAGGCAGGCUCAGAAGUCGGAUUAGGGCGCAGUGAAUAUGCUGUGACAUAUCGCAGGGGCACAGGGUUAGUAACUGGAGGGACCCAGGGCACAUACACUGCUCUGGACCCUGAGGGUUUAGGGGUCGUAGGCAACGAGGCCUUCCAGUCCAGAUCCCCGGGACUCUCCACCAAAGCUGGGCGACGAGCAGCCAUGCACAUCACGGGGCCCACCAUGGUUACUGUGCCACUACACAUCACCUCUAACCUGGCUUUAGGAGUGCUGCAAGGGCGUGGAAGUGACAGAGUCAUCCACCGUGGCAGGGAUAAGGAUGGAGGAAGCAAGGCGCAUGGGAAGGAGGGAGAAGGCAAGGUGGAGGAGAAGGAAAGCAGAGAGACGGAGGUGGAGGGAGGGGGGAAGGUUAGGGAGGAGGAAACACUCAGGGAGGGAAAUGUGGACCUGGAAGGUGAGGAGAAGGGUGAAGGAGCAAAGGUGGAGGAGGAGAAGGAAGAGAAGGAGGAGGAGCAAGAGGAGGCGAGAAAAGAUGAUAGAUGGAAAAUGGAAUUGACUGCAGGUGCAGCUGUGUCCAGCAAACAAGCCAAACGGAACAACUCCAACACAAACGAUGAAGAUGCUGCAAAUAUUUACCAGGAUGAUGAAUGCUGCAGUGACUACAUGGACAUGAAAGGGACGGAAGACGCCGGUCCUGUGCCGGCUGACACUCAACCUGAAGACGUUGAUGCUUCUGAUGUCCUCAACGCCACUGAGGUGGGAGAGGACGACCAGGAGCUGUUUGGCUACGUUCAGGACAGCUUUGAAUUCCUGGACCACAUGGACUGCAGCGGCUCCUAUCAGGUGCACGAGUUCUCCGUGGAGCCUCCUGGACACUCGGAUGACGAGUAUGAAGUCAUGGAGCAAGCUCAGGAUCCUCAGCAUCCUGCGGAUGGACAGACACAUCAACCACACACGCCGAGUCAGUAUGAGUUAAAGCCACACCGGCCGCUCAGCCUCGACCUCCAGAGCAGACACACUAAAUCCCUCAGCUUGCCUUACAUGACCUCACCUGUCCACGGACCGGAGGAGUCUUCCUCUGAUGAGGAGGAUGUGGAGGAUGACAGUGAUGAUGAUGAUGAUUAUGGCAGCAUAGAAGAGGAGAGCAUGUUUAUGAAAAGCCUUCCUGCUGAUUUCUAUUUCAACGAUCUGAAUAAGUGUGAACUGGAAAAUGAAGAAAGAAAUGAAGACACUUGCACGAUGGACAGACGCCCUGUCCAUGAAACGAUGCACAGCGAGGAGACAACGGCGCAAACUAAUGGAGACCAGGAAGAAAGAGAAAAAUAUCAGGACAGACUGGAGGAAAAACAGAUCAUGAAGAAGGAAGAGGAAAUUGCACACAAUGAGCAAGAAGUUCAACCAGAGGAACAUGUGCAGAGCACAGCAACAGAGGACGAUGUCCACACCAUGGAAGAGGGACGAACAGACAGAGAAAAGCCUUCCAAUCCAGAACAACACUGCUGUGUUGAGUUUCCACUGCCAAGCAAUGACGAAUUACAGAUUAUCGAGGUUGACGAGGGGGAUGAGAAUGUGGACGAGGAUGAUGAUCCUCCCGCUUAUGAUCCACCUUGUCACGUAGAAGAGGAGUCCAGAGAACUUCUGUGUGAUGGAGAGGAAACAACAGAGGGACACACUGAGGACGGGGAGGAUAAAAGUGUGGAAACAGACAUGUUGUGUCAGGAAAUGGCUCUGGAAGUACAAGAAAGUGAUGAGAACCUGACUGAACGUCCUGCUUUAGGAGGACAGGAAGGGACAGCUGAGGAGAAAGGUGAAGAAAAGACGCAGGAAGCUGUUGAAGAGGAGGACAGUGCCGGUGUUUGUGGCGGUGGAAUUUGGGAGCAACUUGAGGACGUUGUAUGUGAAGUGAUAGAGGAUGAAGAAAGUGAGCUCGUACAGAGGGAGGCUGUCGCUGGAGGGGGGGAUGAACAGAGACUGAAUGAUUCAGGGGGGGAAAUAGAGCAAGUGGAAGGAGCUGGGACAGACGAGAGAGAAGUUAGAGGACAGUUAGAGGGACAACCACCGGAGACGACUGAAGAAAAGCUCACAGAACCAGAGAUGCAACAAGACUUGAAAGAAAAUGAGACUUGUUUACCAGAGACAAGAGAACGACUAGAAGCAAUUCAAGGGAACAAUGAGGCACAGUUUCACGAUAGAGAUGACGUGGUUAGAAAAGAAGAAAACGAGAAAGGCAGAUGUGAUGAGAGGUUUACAACGUGUGCAGAUAAACGACAAAAAGAGCCCGAGGUUGUGAAAGUGAAGUGUGAGGAGAGAGACAGUCGUCAAGGAGGGGGAGGCGUGGGCAGGAAGCUGGUUAUCUCCAAACACCCAAAGGUUUACCAGGUGAAAGCUGUGCCAAUUGUUCCGCCGAAGCCUCAGCACUGCAAACUUACUGCUCUGACCCUGCGACAGCAGCAGCAGCAGCAGCAGCAGCAAAGAGACAGAGGAAGCAGAGAAAUCCCACCCGUCCUCCUGGCAGAGCAGGUCAAAGUUUGGGACGCAGCAGAACAUGGGAGAGACGGAGGAGGCGAGAGGUGGAGGGAGAGGAGGGACGAAGGCGCCACGAGGGACACAAGCAGAAACAGUCCCCUGAGCAUGUGUUUCGACGAGGCCGUCGCUAUAGCAACCCUGAGGCGAGGAAAGGAGAGGGAGUGCGAGAAGGAGAGGCAGAGAGAGUGGGCAGGUGAAGUGUAGUCUGUUUGUUGACUUAAACUGAUUAUUGUGUGCAAACUCCGUUCCUGCACAUCACACAAAGAAGAAGACUGUACUUUUUUCUCUCUUUAGUGUAACAGAUUUUUAUUUCAGUUUAAAUUACAACAAUAGUUGUCUGACAUCUUCUUCUUUUCUGCCACGUGACAAUAGUUUUUGGAUGUAUUUUUAUUUUUAUCUUUAUUGGUUGUCAAGAGUUGACAGGGAUUCCCUGGCUGGA
Molecule: messenger RNA, 4344 nt
Organism: Solea solea (common sole)
Lineage: Eukaryota; Metazoa; Chordata; Actinopteri; Pleuronectiformes; Soleidae
Gene: arhgap30
Product: rho GTPase-activating protein 30
Exons: 14
Coding region: 345-4109 (1254 amino acids)
Biological process (GO): small GTPase-mediated signal transduction
Molecular function (GO): GTPase activator activity
Source: RefSeq, a predicted model, not a curated record